UCAAAUUCUGACCAAUCAAUCUCGACUAUUCGGCGUGAUGACGUUUCUUUCGCGUUCUGACCAAUGAGAAUGCGCACAACUGAUGCUACUCAUUUGCAUAUGGCUGUUAUAAAUACGUUGCACGCAGCGGUGCUCGUCACUUCGUCCUGCAGUGGGUACUGAGGCAGUUCUUAGGUCUUCGCAGCAUAAGCAGUUGUCGCGAUGCCUGAACCGGCCAAGUCCGCUCCUGCGCCCAAGAAGGGCUCCAAGAAGGCGGUCACCAAGACGCAGAAAAAGGGUGACAAGAAGCGCAAGAAGAGCCGCAAGGAGAGCUACUCCAUCUACGUGUACAAGGUGCUGAAGCAGGUGCACCCUGACACGGGCAUCUCGUCCAAGGCCAUGGGCAUCAUGAACUCCUUCGUCAACGACAUCUUCGAGCGCAUCGCCGGCGAGGCGUCGCGCCUGGCGCACUACAACAAGCGCUCCACCAUCACGUCGCGGGAGAUCCAGACGGCCGUGCGCCUGCUGCUGCCCGGCGAGCURGCCAAGCACGCCGUGUCCGAGGGCACCAAGGCUGUCACCAAGUACACCAGCUCMAAGUAAAAAGUUGUUUCAAAUACUGUUAAACCCAAAGGCUCUUUUAAGAGCCACCCACCUUUUCAAUAAAAGAGCUGUGCAAUCAAGUAUGGUUAAAAUCCU
Messenger RNA from Malurus melanocephalus (red-backed fairy wren), 678 nucleotides. RefSeq names its product histone H2B 1/2/3/4/6. Bases 202 to 582 code for a protein of 126 amino acids. Gene Ontology annotation, cellular component: nucleosome. The transcript has a single exon. The record is from RefSeq and is a predicted model, not a curated record. NCBI's taxonomy places the organism in Eukaryota, Metazoa, Chordata, Aves, Passeriformes, Maluridae. Gene Ontology annotation, molecular function: DNA binding; protein heterodimerization activity; structural constituent of chromatin.